Messenger RNA from Coniophora puteana RWD-64-598 SS2, 375 nucleotides. RefSeq lists its product as uncharacterized. The transcript has 2 exons. Lineage: Eukaryota; Fungi; Basidiomycota; Agaricomycetes; Boletales; Coniophoraceae. Bases 1 to 375 code for a protein of 124 amino acids. The record is from RefSeq and is a predicted model, not a curated record.
AUGGCUCAAGUCAACUACGCCAAACCCGCUCCUUUGACCACGCCGAGCAACUCGGUCAUCUCGGUCAACAUCACCGAGGCUGUGGCCAACUCAGUCAUGCUCGAUCUCUACAAGGGAAAUCGUCAGCUCAUUACGCUGACUGAUGCCCAUAAGCACACUGGGCAUUUACUUCUCAAGAUCAUCGACACACGUCGCAGUCGCAUGGCUGCACACGUUCUCGCAUCCUUCCCUCUCUUGAGGAGAACUCCCUCCACUCCGAUGCCCUCCCAGCUCGUUCAGCACAUCUGCGCGGCCUCCGUCGAGGUCGGAGUGCGCUCGCCCCGCAGGAGAUCUAAGAGGCUCAUUGCAAAGGGUAUUACGAAGUACCCAGCAUAA